This is a messenger RNA of Homalodisca vitripennis (glassy-winged sharpshooter), 2230 nucleotides long. Its product is annotated as neprilysin-2-like. Gene Ontology annotation, biological process: protein processing. The transcript has a single exon. Gene Ontology annotation, molecular function: metalloendopeptidase activity. Gene Ontology annotation, cellular component: plasma membrane. Lineage: Eukaryota; Metazoa; Arthropoda; Insecta; Hemiptera; Cicadellidae. The coding region runs from base 8 to 2131 and encodes 707 amino acids. The record is from RefSeq and is a predicted model, not a curated record.
CUAAAGUAUGCAGGUGUGGUUAGCAUUGACUAUUUUGUUAGUAUACGUAGCUUUCACGUUCCUCGUGGGAGUCGCUAUUUCCUUGAUGAGCCCACGAACCUGUGUCCUGAUGCAGUGCAACGCCAGGGCCAAGUUGAUGAAGGAGAGCAUCGACUCUGAUAUUCAACCGUGUGACAACUUCUACCGAUUCACCUGUGGAACAAUCGCAUCCAACCGUACAAAGAACGCGAUGACUGUCUGGGACGACAUCGAGAAGAAGCAACUGACUCGCCUAGCGAUGUUUCUGGGUCGGGAGAUACGAAGCGAUGAUCACUGGAUGUUGGUGGCAGCCAAAAGGUUAUAUCAAAACUGUGUGGACCCCAGUAAACGUAUCGAUCACGAAAGUAUGGAGACGUUUUUAGAAACGGUAGUGUUUACCGGGGGCUUCCCUCUACACGAAGAUAUUAUCGAAGUUCAAAAUGCGAACGCAGACGAGGCUAGAGCUCGAUGCUUCGGCCUGGAAACUGCCAACUUAUUCUAUAUGACUAUUGUCAAUAUCCACUUAUCGCCCGAUCCUAUCCCUCGAAUUUCAGUACCAAAAGCUCUCAGGAAUAAAUUCCUCCCGAGUUUCGAUAAUCAAGUCGAAUUCGUAUCGGAAUUGUAUAAAAUCCUGGGGAAACACGAAACAGUACCGGAUAAAGUGCAAAGGGACAUCAAAGAGACAGUCAGAUUUAAAGAGGAACUGUGGAGGGCCGCCAGCAGCGAGCGCCAAGGCUUGAAGACCUACAAUAUGGUUGAUUUAAAAGGAUUUCUUUAUGAUACGGACUUGAUAUUUGUCAAUAUUUUAAAGGCCAUUCAUAAAUUAUUACCUGAUCAAAAACUUACAGACAUCUUGAUAAGCAGCGGCUUUGAAUCAUACAUUAUGGAACUAGAUAAAUUGCUUGAUAAGACAGAUUAUAAAAUAGUAAGAAACUACUCGGUCAUAGAGAGUGUGAUAGCACAUAUACUGUUUUUCCCGAAACCUGUUAGAGAUAUCUAUGACAAAUAUAUGAGAAAUUCAGAUGAACCGUCUAUAGAGAAUAUUGCACACAAAAAACUGACUUGCGCAAACAUAUUAAGAAGGAAAAUGGCCACUAUAUUAUCUUCGAUUUAUAUUCGACUUUACUCACCCCCAGUAGCCACGUACGCCAGGCUGUACUCCAUGAUCCGUUACGUACACAAAGUCAUGAAACCUCUGAUUAGUAGAGCCGACUGGAUGGAGUCCAAGGACAAACGGGAUACGAACAUUAAUUUAAAUUACGUUUCAGUGACCAACCCUCUUCCUGACGACGUGCUCAAGUAUUUCAAAAACAAAACCGAGUUUGAAGAAUAUUGCUCUGCUUUUUGUUUCGCAGAUAUAACAGUAUUCGAUGAUUUUUUAACUCUUAACACGGUGAUAGACAUAUACAACUGGCUACAUUUGAAUACCACUGUAUUGCCUUGGAAUAUGUAUCAAGAAUAUCACGAUGUAUUCUCAACUAAUAUUUAUUACGAUCAGGCAAGAAAAAGUAUUAUCGUCCCAAGCGGGCUGUUGAGGUAUCCAAGUUAUUACAGCCAGUGGCCGAGGUACCUGAACUUUGGAGGUUUUGGAAGUUUGCUGCUUCACGAGCUGAUUAGAGCACUCGACUUCGCCGGGGUCAACUACGGAGCGUCAGACUUAGACGCAGACUUAUGGUCCAGCUUUGCUAAAGAGAACUACGACAAAAAGAGACGGUGCUUUCUAGAGCAGUACAACAAGUACGUGUCCCAUCUCACUGGGACGAAAUUGACAAAUCUCAACACAGUUAACGGAAUCAUUCAAGACAAUACGGCCAUCGCCGUGGCUCAUCUAGCAUACCAGGAGUACAAAAAGACUCGAUUUUUUCCAGAGGCCAAACUGAAGCAUUGGUACGGUUACUCGGUGGAUCAGCUGUUUUUCAUCAACUAUGCCACUUACUACUGCACGAAAUCUGAUAAAAUAUACGUCAAAGGAAUGACAGAUAAAGAGGUUGCCAGACACUCCCAUGAAUAUAAAGUCGUGAGCAGCUUAAGGAACUAUCCAAAAUUCAGUGAGGUAUUCAACUGCAAAAUAGGAGACGGAAUGAAUCCUGCAGAUAAGUGCAGUGUGUUUUGAUUUUUACAGUUAAGACUACUUAUUGUUAAUAUUUAUUAAUUUAACUUUCUUCUGACUAUAGUUUAUUUCUCCUAAUUAUUAUAAUUUCUUCUCAUCAAA